Messenger RNA from Torulaspora globosa, 2286 nucleotides. RefSeq names its product ATP-binding cassette permease MDL2 (gene MDL2). Gene Ontology annotation, cellular component: membrane. The coding region runs from base 1 to 2286 and encodes 761 amino acids. The record is from RefSeq and is a predicted model, not a curated record. The transcript has a single exon. NCBI's taxonomy places the organism in Eukaryota, Fungi, Ascomycota, Saccharomycetes, Saccharomycetales, Saccharomycetaceae. Gene Ontology annotation, biological process: transmembrane transport. Gene Ontology annotation, molecular function: ATP hydrolysis activity; ABC-type oligopeptide transporter activity; ATP binding.
AUGUUAGCACUCGGUGGUGGUUCUUUGGUCAUGAGGCGAUCGGCAAUCUCGGCAGUGAGGAUGGUGAUGUUUGGAAGGGGCAAUUUGACGGGUCGGCCGCUGCAGAUGAUCAAAUCAUCGUUACUUGGUGCCGAUAGUGUCUCUAAAAGGCUCUGUCACCAGUUGGUGAGGCCUAGAUUGCUAUCGAAUGAAAGAGUGACAUUGGCAGUAUUCGUCCGCUCAAUGCAGCCAGGGACGCCGGCUCUGCACAGAAGCUAUUCCGCUACUGCCAAGCUGCAGCAGGCCAAAAGGAAGAAGGUUAAGGACGGUGAAGAGAAAUCAGGCCUGGGAGACGUUGCCAGGCUUCUUAUGUUGGCACGUCCCGAUUGGAAACUGCUUGUCGUUGCCAUUACAUUGCUGGCGAUUUCCUGUGCUAUUGGUAUGAGUAUACCAAAAGUUAUAGGACUGAUCCUAGAUGUGCUGAAAACAGGACUGGAGAAUAAUGAGGGCCAGGAGGGCCCAAUCCCAAUGGCGAACGUGCCGCCAAUUUUCAUGGGACUUUCGAUAUACGAAUUUUUGGCCGGAUUCGCCGGCCUCAUGGUUCUCGGAAUCGCCGCCAACUAUGGGAGGAUCGUACUUCUUCGGAUCCUGAGUGAGAGAGUAGUGGCUAGGUUACGUGCAAAUGUUAUCAAGAAGACGAUCCACCAGGAUGCCGAGUUUUUCGAUAGACAUAAAGUGGGUGACUUGAUUUCAAGACUUGGAUCUGAUGCAUACGUGGUAUCACGCUCGAUGACACAAAAGGUCUCUGAUGGGUUUAAAGCACUCAUUUGUGGUGGUGUCGGAGUCGGCAUGAUGGUUUCAAUAUCGCCAGAACUUUCUGGGUUGCUUCUAUUAUUCACACCUCCGGUCUUGUUUAGCUCGUCAAUCUUUGGCAGGAAAAUCAGACAUAUUUCAACCGAAUUGCAGGAAGCCACUGGUCAGUUGACUAGAGUUUCUGAGGAGCAGCUUAGUGGGGUAAGAACCGUGCAAUCGUUUGUUGCCGAGCAGAAAGAGAUCCAUAGAUACAACUUCGCAAUCAGAGAUAUCUUCAAUGUCGGUAAAAAGGCCGCCUUCAUAAAUGCCCAAUUUUUCACAGCUACCAGCUCCUUAGGUGAUAUUAGUUUUCUUGUCGUGCUGGCCUAUGGUUCUUACCUUGUCCUACAGGGCAGCUUGACAAUCGGUGACCUGACAGCGUUCAUGUUGUACACGGAAUACACCGGAAGUUCAGUUUUUGGGUUAACCAGUUUCUACUCAGAGUUGAUGCAGGGUGUUGGUGCUGCCACAAGGCUGUUUGAAUUGACAGAUCGUGUGCCCUCGAUAAGCCCGACAUCCGGGAAGAAGUUCGUCCCCGGAAAAGGUGAGAUUGUUUUCAAGGACGUUUCGUUCAGCUAUCCGACAAGACCCGGCAACAUCAUUUUUAAUGACUUGAAUCUACACAUUCCUGCAGGUUCCAAUGUUUGUGUGGUGGGACCGUCAGGUCGCGGUAAGUCCACAAUUGCGCUUUUACUUCUUCGCUUCUACAACCCUACUAGCGGGCAGAUCUUCAUUGAUGGACAGGAUAUCAGCAAACUCAACAGCAAAUCUUUGAGACGUGAGAUUGGUAUAGUUCAGCAAGAGCCUGUCUUAAUGUCCGGCACAAUACGGGACAACAUUACCUAUGGUUUAACGGAGACACCGACUAAAGAAGAGAUUCGUACAGUCGCAAAACAGUGCUUCUGCCACAACUUCAUCACGAAGUUUCCUCAUGGCUAUGACACGGUCAUAGGCCCACAGGGUGCCUUGUUAAGUGGCGGCCAAAAGCAGAGAAUCGCUAUCGCAAGGGCUUUGAUCAAGCAGCCCAGUAUUUUAGUCCUCGACGAAGCCACUUCAGCACUAGACGUCGAAAGUGAAGGCGCCAUCAACUAUACCUUCGGUCAGUUGAUGAAAAGUAAAUCUGUGACCAUUGUCAGCAUAGCACAUCGUUUGAGUACUAUCAGGAGAUCUGAGAAAAUCAUCGUGCUGGGCAAUGAUGGUUCCGUCGUGGAAACCGGCGACUUCAAGGACCUUUUUGCCAACCCUUCAAGUGAACUCUCCAAACUACUGAACGAAAAGUCCAGCAGGACCGAGGUUUCUUCGGCAAAUUACCAACCUCCAGCUGACGAGAAGCAAUUGGAAGAUGAAAUAAUAGCACACUCUUCCGAGUUGGGAUCAGAAGGCCAUGACGAUUCAGUCGAAGAAAUACUGAAGGACGUCAGCUCUGACGGUAAGCCUAUAAAACUACCCCAGUAG